This is a messenger RNA of Cladocopium goreaui, 2757 nucleotides long. The record is from the annotation of a GenBank genome assembly. Lineage: Eukaryota; Dinophyceae; Suessiales; Symbiodiniaceae.
AUGGGGCCUCAGAAGACCUUCCUGAUCUUCGCCUCAGGUGAAAUGGUAAUUCAGCCGGAUGCCAAGCCGACCAGUUUGCUCUUCAUCAUACUGAUCCUGGUGGCCAUUGGCGUCUCAGGCUCCUUAGAGGCGGACUUCCAUGGCUGGACCGUCUGUUGGUUCUCCGGACCCUUCUAUCAGAUUUCCAACUUCCUGUUCUUCUACGCCGGGAUCUUGCACGACGUGGCCUUCAUCCGCAGCGCUGUGGUCGUGGCGAAUCUCUUCAUCGCGGCCUUUCUGCUCUUCGGCACCCCGACGUGGCCAGCACUGUGGAAGUCGCAGCUCGCGUGCUUCCGGGUGGACACGGUGAUGUGGAUGGUGCUUUGCGUCUUUGUGAAUGCGGUGCCCAUGUUCCGACAGCUGAAGUUCGAUGACUCCAAGGUCACCUUUUCUGUGGACAAGAGCCUGGAGCCUUUCGCGGAAGCCGUUUGGCGCGAGUGGUGGCGCCGCUCGGGCAUUCCGCGCCAGGACUUUAAGGACAUCCUGGACGCCGGCGAGUUCUUUGAGACUGUCCAGGGCACCAAGCUGCAGUUGAAGGGUGAAGACUCGAGCGAUGGCUCCAGCGAUGGCUCCGACAUGGAGGCCGAAGAGGAGCACUUCUACUACAUUGUGCACGGCAGGGUCUUGUUGAAGCCCGCGUCUGAGAGUGGCAUCAAGGACAUCACCCUGGACGCGGGCUACUUCCUGGACGGCCCCGCCCUGAUGGCCUUUGUGGGGCAGAGCAGCGUGGUCCACGCCAUGCAGCCUGUGGGGCCCAGGGCCUUCGUGGUGAGCGACAAAGUGCUGCUGAUCCGCUGGAGCAGUCGCCAGAUCCUGCAGAACAUCAUCAACUCAGGUGGUUUUGCCCUAGAAUGCUUGCGGAUUGUCGUGGCAAGCGCUACGUUGGAUGCGUUCUACAAGAACGCGGUGAAGGAGGACUUUCUGCCCACCUUCGAGUCGGUGGAGGCGAAACGCCAGGAGCUUCUUCGCGCAGCGCUGCCAAAGGAUGCAGCGAUGCUGCAGCGGAGCAUCUUCCAACAGUUCUGGCUGAGCCACAUCAGUUGGGGCGACUUGUGGCAGCCAAGCCCCAAGCAGCGCGUCAUCAACGCCGUCCGCACCGGGUCCCGGGAACUGGGCUUCCGCCAGCACCGCCACGAGACCUUCGACGACCUGGCGAUGCUGCACCGCGCGGCCAUGGGAACGGCCACCGUGGCCACCAUGCUGGGCAACGGCGGCCAGGACUACAACGCCGCCUCCCGGCGCUUCACCGAGACGCCGCCGGAAUGGGCGAGGCCGGGUGGUGCUGGCGCGGUGCAGCGCAAGGCGCCAGCGCCAGCCAAGGUGGGCAAUGGUGCUGUGGAGGGCUUUGCCGGCCGCGGUCCGGCCGGUCCGGCGGCGAACAUCUCCUUGCUCCAGAUGAGCCGACGCUUUGAGGAAGGGCGGCACAAUUUUGGUGCGAAAAAGAAGAAGAGAUGUGGAAAGUUGGAGGAAUACCACCGACUGCAGAAUCAACUCGCGAGACUGACCUCGGCGCGAGCGCUGUGGCAGGCGCUGAGGAGCACCUCUGAAGCCUGGGAUGGGACGAACUUGGCAGCAGCAUGGCACCGCACGGCCAAAGUGAGCCGCGACGACGCCAAGUGUUUCUCCCGCUGUCUGGGGCUGCUGGUGGCGCAACAGCGGCAACGGAUGGGGAAGGCGGGUGACUUCGACGCUAAGAGCCUGGCAUGCGUGCUGUGGGCCUGGGGCAAGCUGAAGGUGAAGGAGAAGGACCUUCUGGAGGAUCUUUGUCAACGGAUUCCAGGCAUGCCAGGUCGCAUCCUUCACUUCACCUGUCGCGACUUAGCCAACAUGGUCUAUGGUCUGGCGCUGCUGCAGCACCGCGACGCGGUGCCCGCGCUCUGCGACAUCCUCGCCCAGCGCUUGGAUGAGGCCAACAGCCAGAGCGUGGCCAACGUCAUCUACGCGCUCUGCUUGCUGAAGGUGAAGCAUCGGAAUUUCCUCACUGUCAUGGGAGAGAAGAUUCCGGAUCGCGUAGCAGAAUUCAAGGCUCAAGAGUUAUCCAUUUUGAUCUACUCCUGUGCCCUGCUGCGGGUUCGUCAAGAUCCUCUGCUGGAAGCGACCUGCCUCGAAUCACGAGGACGUCUUGACGAGUUCACCCCUCAAAACAUUUCCAACCUGGUUUACGGAGUCGGUUUGUUGCAGUUCAUGAACGAACCCUUUCUGCAUGACACCUGCAAUUUUGCCUCUGAGAGGAUGGAAGCGUUCACCGUGCAGGGCAUUUCGAACAUGACGUAUGCCUUGGGACUGCUGGGCUAUCCCCAUGUUUGCUUCCUUCGCUCGGUUUCUGGACGUCUUCGAACGCGGAAGAUGCGGAAGGAUCAUUUCCUCCCGCAGCACCUGGGCAACAUGGCGCAUGCCCUGAGCCUGUUGAAAGGCACAGCUCAGAUUCGAUGCGAAGUGCCAAGGCUUCCGCGACCUCAUGCGGAGAGCAAAAAUUCGCGCCACGAGGAGCACGACCGGAUGAGGGAGGAGGUGGUGGACCUGAAAAUCACGGUGGAUGGCCUGGAAACGGAGCGCGACUUCUACUUCCAGAAGCUGAGAGACAUCGAGAUCAUGUGCCAGGCAUGGGAAGAAAAUCCCACCGUGUCCAUGACGGUGAAUAAAUUUGUGGAAGAGAUUCAAAACAUCCUCUACGCGAAGGAUGAUGAAGAGUUGGCCGCCACGGCUGGGGCGCCUUAG